CCUACAUACUCAGAACAAACACCCGAUCAGUGUUUAUUUCAUCACCAGCACAGGUACAGCAGGGACAAUGGCUUCAAGAGGGAAAAGAACAUUAACUGGACUCGCUAAAUCUUGUAAGCAGGGACAGGACCAGGGCAGGUCCUCUGAGCUGAGGAUGGUGCUGCUUGGGAAGACAGGAGAUGGGAAGAGUGCCUCUGGAAACACCAUCCUGGGCAGUAAGAAGUUUGAAUCUAAAAUCAGCGCCUCCUCAACAACAAGAAAGUGUAAGAAGAAAACAGCUGUCGUUGCUGGGAGAAAGGUUUCUGUGAUCAACACUCCAGGAAUCUUCAACACAGAUCUCUCUGAAGACGAGGUUAAACAGGAGAUUGGGAGAUGCAUCUCCCUGUGCUCCCCGGGACCCCACGCAUUCCUCCUGGUGAUGCCGUUGGGUCGAUACACGGGGCACAAGCGUGAAACAGUGCAGGAAAUCCAGAAGAUGUUUAAUGAGGAAGUUAUGAGGUACACCAUCAUUCUGUUCACUAGAGCGAAUGAACUAAAAAAGGACGAGACUAUCGAGGAGUACCUUGAGAGAGGCAGCCAGGAGCUCCAGGAGCUGGUUAAAAAGUGUGGAAGAUGUCACGCAUUCAAUAACAAGGAGGAGAAUCCCACCCAGGUCACUGAGCUACUGCAGAAAAUAGAGAGCAUGGUGGCAAAGAAUGGGGGCAGCCACUACACUGAUGAGAUAUACCAGCUGGCAGAAGCAGUGAUCACAGAAGAGCGGGCUAGUAACGGAAUAAGCAGAGAAAAGACCGAAAAGUCCAACAGUUUCAUUAAGGCAUUGACCAUACUGACAGGAGCAGCAGUGGGAGCUGGUCUGGGGAUCUUAUUGGGAGGGGGGCUAGCAUGUAUUGCAGGUGGGGCAGCAGUGGUACCAGGAGCAGCGGCACGAGGGGUAUUAGGGGGAGUAGUUGGAGCAUCAAUUGGAUCAGAAGCAUCAGGGCCAAGCGAUACAGUACAGAAAGUGAUCAAAGCACUAGUAGACAUCAAAUGGGCAGUCAACACAAUAAAAACAGUAGGUGUGCCUGAACUUGGCAAGCAACAAUAGAAGCAGUAUGUGCACCCGAAUGCAAGUUUACCAUGGUGAAUUUAAUGUAUUUUCAUGGGGAGUAUCGGGGUAAACAUGUUGAGUCUUUUUUCUGAUUAUUGGUAUUAGCAUGGUUUUGUUAAAAAUGAACUUUGUAUUCUGCUUUAUAGUACAAUUUAAGAGUGUUAAUAUCUUCACUGUUCU
This is a messenger RNA of Acipenser ruthenus (sterlet), 1267 nucleotides long. Its product is annotated as GTPase IMAP family member 4-like. Bases 68 to 1084 code for a protein of 338 amino acids. The transcript has 2 exons. Gene Ontology annotation, molecular function: GTP binding. Lineage: Eukaryota; Metazoa; Chordata; Actinopteri; Acipenseriformes; Acipenseridae. The record is from RefSeq and is a predicted model, not a curated record.